Molecule: messenger RNA, 2883 nt
Organism: Hydractinia symbiolongicarpus
Lineage: Eukaryota; Metazoa; Cnidaria; Hydrozoa; Anthoathecata; Hydractiniidae
Product: extracellular calcium-sensing receptor-like
Exons: 2
Coding region: 248-2809 (853 amino acids)
Biological process (GO): G protein-coupled glutamate receptor signaling pathway; regulation of synaptic transmission, glutamatergic
Cellular component (GO): membrane
Molecular function (GO): adenylate cyclase inhibiting G protein-coupled glutamate receptor activity
Source: RefSeq, a predicted model, not a curated record
AUUUUACUAAAACAUGAAAUGAAAAAGAAAUACUUUUUUCAAACUUUCAAAUAUAAAUUCAUAACAUGUCUAACAGGAAAUAAAAAAAACAUAACACAAAUUUGUUGUUGCAAUGGACAACAUGAGUGUUUGCAUUUCAACACCAAUUUACGAUUUCGCAUAGAAACAUCGCCGAUUACAGAACAACACAUCGACUAGCAACUUGUUUUGAAGAGCUAAAUAUUUUAUCAAGACUACGAAACACAGAAUGAAAUUAGUUGUUGUUAUAUUUCUCGCGCAGGUCAUGGGUUUUCAACCAAUACAUAAUAGCACCAAUUUUAAUAAAACUGAAUACAAAAACAUAAUGGCGUAUUACAAAGAACCAUGCAGUACUUCACACAUUCCCAGCUUUCAAAACACUCAAAACGCGACAUUUAUCAUCGGAGGUAUGUUUCCCAUUCACAUAAACAACAAAGGCCGACUUAUUUACAACACAUUCGCCUUAAGUUGGGUUGAAGCAUUUCAAUUCGCUAUACACGAGAUCAACAAUAGCACAAACUUGUUACCAGGAUCAAAAUUAGGAUUUCAGAUAUUCGACAGUUGUAACGUAAUGUCGAUAGCACUGGACGCCGCUUUACAGAUGACACAAACUUUCGGGGGCGCAAAUUCAAACUGGUCAUGCACGUGUAACAGCCGAAAACAAUCAAUCAUUGCUCUAGUGGGGGACGCUGCAUCGUCAACGACGACAAAAAUUGCGGCCACAUUGUCAGCAUCAAUGACUACACAAAUAAGUUACUCCGCAACGACGACAGAGCUUAGCAACAAAAUACUUUACCCUAACUUUUUACGAACGAUUGCACCAGACAAUCAACAAGUAUCCCUUGUGGUCGAUUUAAUGCGACACUUUCGUUGGGACUAUAUCAACAUUAUAGCUUGCGAUGACAGUUACGGUCUUGCUGGCUUCAACGAGCUUCUGAAACAGAUGACUCGCUACAACAUAUGCGCUGCCAACAGCGACGUGUAUGAUAUAAAAAACGACAACAAGUCCAUAUAUACCAGCAAAGUUAUUCGCAAAUUAAAAAAGGAGAGAGAGGCCACAGUUAUAGUGCUGUGGUGUCAAACACCUGAAGCAAUAAAAGUUUUAAAGACCGCAGAAAGAUUGAAGUUACAUAACAGAACAUGGAUAGCUACAGAAACAUAUGGAGCUGCACUGGAGUUACUUGAGAUUGAUCAAAAAGUGGUAAGAGGCUUGUUAGGUGUCACGCCAAUACAGCACGAAUACCAUCCGUUUAUUGAACAUUUAAAAAGCAUUACUCCAAAAACCAAUCACAAAAAUCCGUGGUUAAAAGAAUAUUGGAUGAAAAAGAAAAAGUGCACAUAUUUUAGUCCAGCCAAUUAUACAUGUAGCGACAGGGAGACAAAUUUAAGCGAGUUACCGACAAGUAAAUCUAUCAAUGUUCUCAAUUCUGUCUAUGCUAUAGCUCAUGGCCUACACUCAUAUCUUUCAGAGGCAGGGCCUACUAUAAAUGAUGAAAUAGAUCGAGAAGCAUUAUUACAUCAUAUACAAAACGUUGACUUUUUAGGUAAACACAAUCUCCCAGUUUCGUUUGAUAAACACGGAAAUCCUAGUAUUACGUUCUACGCAAUUUCAAACUUAAAAUACAAUAAAACUUCAAAGAAACUAUUCCAUCAAAAGAUCGGCACUUGGAACUCGAGAAACCGAUGCGUAUUAGUAGAAAAGAAUUUCAUAGAGUUCGCUAAUCAUUCAGAUAAAACACCGCUCUCUACAUGCGCUGAAAAUUGUAAACCCGGAGAGGAAGGUUUGGUUUUCGGUAACCGGCCAUGUUGCUUAAAAUGUGUUAAAUGCCAGGCCGACCAAGUGCAACCUGAGUACGGAAAGAGAUAUUGUAUACGCUGCCAGCAAGGUACUUUACCGAAUAGAAACCAAACAAAGUGCAUUAAACCCAUUAUAACGUCAUUCAAGCUCACUAGCACACGCGGAGUGGUGUUAAUUGUAUCCAUGGUGACGGGUUAUGUGAUAAUUCUUUUCAGUAUAGGCGUAUUUUACGUAAACCGAAACACACCUAUAGUGCGAGCGUCAAACAAGAGUUUAUCUAUGCUUCAGUUAGCAAGCAUGCUAUGUAUAUUGUCGCUGCCUUUCUUAUGUUUCCAACCACAACCUUCUGCACAACAGUGUCGCAUUCGAUUGUAUCAUUUUGUAUUCUUCUACACUGUAGCUAUCUCGGUGACGUUCACCAAAGCUGAUCGCUUGUUGCGUAUAUUCAAAGCUUCGAGAACAGGCAUUUUAGCCAAAAGAAGUAUUGUUAAAGGAAACACUGUACAAUUUAUAGCUGUAGCCGUUCUUACAAUAAUCGCUGUGUUUUUAUGUACUGCGACAUAUCUUUCGGUUCAACCAACCAUAAUGGCGGCUACAACGUACACGGACCAUGACGACAUUCACAUAUUGUACUACUGCAGUGGACAAUAUCAUCGUGUUUUAAUCGUACUGCUCUUUUAUAUCGCUAUCAUCGCCCUCAUAUGCGCUGUCUACGCUUUCAAAGCUCGUAAACUUCCCGAAACCCAUAACGAAGCUCGAUACACAAGCUUCGCCAUGUUUACGUUUUUGUUAAUUUGGAUGAUGUUUAUCCCAAUUUACUUUAGCACAUCUUCAGAAGUGGAUCGGCUCGUUAUUUGGUGUGGUGUUUCGUUUACAGCCAUCAUGGUGAUCUACUUCGCGAUGUAUUUUCCAAAGCUGGUCGUGAUUUUGUUCAAACCGAAAAAAAAUACGGCGGAGCUUUUUCGCCAAAAAAUAAAAAACAGUGCGAUAUAAGUAAACAGUAUGAAAUUGUCUUUUUAGUGAUAACUUUAUUUGCCAUAAUUACAUGGAAAAAUACAACCCAACAC